Messenger RNA from Prunus armeniaca (apricot), 570 nucleotides. The record is from the annotation of a GenBank genome assembly. Lineage: Eukaryota; Viridiplantae; Streptophyta; Magnoliopsida; Rosales; Rosaceae.
AUGAAGCUCAGUGGCAUAAUCGUAAAUAUUUUGAAGUGGGAUUUUUGGUUAAAAGACGGAAUUGCCCCCGUCUCUCACUCACUCUCUCUCUCCCGCGCGUCCCUCUCUCUCUCCUCUGGUUCGCGACCGCCACCACAGCCGGCCACGUUUUGGCUGGCCGUUCAUUCGUCCGGCCACCACUCGGGUUGGGACCGGUCCCAAAAUGACCGGCCUGACUCCGCCGUCCUACCCCACCUAUUCUCCGAUGUCAGCCGGCAGCGAUACCGCCGGAAAUUGCAGAAAAUCGGCCGGUUUUUACCCAGAUUUUCCGGAGCUCGUUCCGGCGAUUCCGGCCACCAAAUCUUGCGAUCAAGGAGGUCUGAUCUUCGAAUUGGAUUUCGGCCGGAUUUCGAGCAGAGAUUCCGGCCACUUCCGGUCAGAUUUUGGGGUAUGCCCAAGAACAAAAGUGGCUCAGAAUAUGGUUUUACAUCGAGGAUAGGAAGCUUGGCCGGCGGUUUGGAGUUUUCCGGCCGCCAGAAAUUACUUAAGGCACCCAUGCGCUGCCGGCGCGUGUGGCGGCGCGUGGGCUAG